CCUGGGAUGGGUGGACAGAUGAAUGGGCGGAUGCAGAGGUGGGAGGUGCCUGACUCCGUCCAGAAGCCGGGCACAAGUGAGCCCUUCUACAGAGGCGGCAGCUGCCUGCGUGUCAGGAGGGGUCUGAGGCUUCUCCUUCCUUUGUUCAUUGGAACAUAAGCUCCAUUGGUGGGGAUCCUGGCCAGAAGGAGAGCUCCACCCAAAACAUCAAAGAAGGAGCCCUUGGCUCUCAGAGGCGCUGGGCAGCGAGGGAUGGACAGAGGCCCAGAGCCCAGAGGGAACAGCAGCAGGGGAGAUCGGCACCUCCAGGGCUCCUGUCAAGGAAAUACCUGAUCGGACCCCAAAAUGAGCGAUUACGAGCGACUGCUGGCUGGACAGAAGGCCCCCGUGGAGGAAUGCAGUUUUGGAAAGUGACAGAUCUGGGGGUGCAGCGGGCCAGCUUCCCUGUGCAGGAGGGUGGCCACCAGGAGGGGUGUCCAGGACCAGUUCCCAGCAGAGGGGACCCCAGCCCCUGAGGCCCAGGAGCACAGCCCUGAGCCAGCAUGCAGGAAUGCCAGGACCUGGAGCCCAGCCGUCGCGGUCAGGAGUCCUCCCAGCCUGGAGGGCUCAACACUGGCCUGGUAGCCACAGACCCAACAAGCGUCCGAAGUGUGGAGUCCCAUGGGGCACGAGGGGGUCCCCCGUGUGUAACAGCAGCAUCCUGACAUGCAGGUGGGGGCAUGUGAGGUGUGUGGGUGCACAGAGACCUGGCUGGGGACCCCGGGGCGAGGGGCAGUUCUGGGCACCAUGGGGAGCAGCUACUGAUGCGGCAGCUGCACGUCAGCUGUCCCCUGAGCUCCGGGCACUGGCCACCACCGUGGCACCCCAAAUGCAGACCCCACCAUCCACAUGCUCGGGAUGGGCCCUCACCUCAUGUCCACAGAGCCCAGACGGCAGCUGGACGCCAACUCCACAGUGGCCCAUGCUGGCUGUGAGGCCCAGAGUCACACGGCAGACAAAUCGCACUUCCCUCGGGACACCAACGUCCUUCGGCCAGCACUGGACCUGGGACCUGAGGCACACAGGAGCCUUGGGGCCAGAGCCCAGCUGCCCCCAGAGCCAGGCGCCCAGAGUCCCUGCAGCCCACACGGGAGAGACAGCCAGGCCACUGGCCUCACUCUCCGAAGGGCAGUGCGGGGUCUGUGGCCUGGCCGGGCCCUGGGAGGUCACCCCGCUCCUGUCCUGUGUCCUGCGAGAGAAGGGUCCCGGGCUGCUCAGGUCGGGAGGCCACCUGCGCCCCCUCCAAUCCCCAGGUCAGAGUGGGCGCCUGUCCCCACCUCCCCACAGGUGGCCGAGCUCCUCAGCUCCACAGGGUGAGGCCAAGAGGCCCCAGGGAACCCCAGACCCACAGACAGGGUCUCCCCGGGGGCUCCCGGGCCCUCGCAUGCCGUGGUCCUCGGCUGAGCCCUCCCCUCCCCCGCCACAGAAGGAUUUGGGGCGCAGCCUGGCCCCACCGUGCUGACCCUCCCCGCCCAGCAGGCCCC
Messenger RNA from Heterocephalus glaber (naked mole-rat), 1523 nucleotides. The record is from RefSeq and is a predicted model, not a curated record. NCBI's taxonomy places the organism in Eukaryota, Metazoa, Chordata, Mammalia, Rodentia, Bathyergidae.